This is a messenger RNA of Megalops cyprinoides (Indo-Pacific tarpon), 978 nucleotides long. It is a transcript of the gene psmb7, whose product is annotated as proteasome 20S subunit beta 7. Gene Ontology annotation, cellular component: proteasome core complex. NCBI's taxonomy places the organism in Eukaryota, Metazoa, Chordata, Actinopteri, Elopiformes, Megalopidae. Gene Ontology annotation, molecular function: threonine-type endopeptidase activity. The record is from RefSeq and is a predicted model, not a curated record. The coding region runs from base 22 to 855 and encodes 277 amino acids. The transcript has 8 exons.
GGCUUUUCAGGAUCCAGAAAGAUGGCGUCUCUGUCGGUGUGCCAGCCUCAGUGCGGCGGUUUCAGUUUCGAAUAUUGUAAGAGGAAUGCUCUGUUGGAGGCAGAGAUUACAAAACUAGGAUGUAGCCUCCCAGCAGCUCGAAAAACCGGAACAACAAUCUGUGGAGUCGUCUUCAAGGAUGGUGUGGUUCUGGGAGCCGACACCCGAGCUACAGAAGGAAUGAUUGUGGCUGACAAGAACUGCUCAAAAAUCCACUAUAUUUCCCCCAACAUUUACUGCUGUGGGGCCGGCACAGCAGCGGACACGGAGAUGACCACGCAGAUCAUCUCCUCCAACCUGGAGCUGCACUCCCUGUCCACCGGCCGCCUGCCCCGUGUGGCCACCGCCAACCGCAUGCUUAAGCAGAUGCUGUUCAGGUAUCAGGGUUACAUCGGUGCCGCCCUCGUCCUGGGGGGAGUAGACUGCCUGGGGCCUCACCUGUACAGCAUCUAUCCUCACGGGUCCACGGACAAGCUGCCCUACGUCACCAUGGGCUCCGGAUCCCUGGCGGCCAUGGCGGUGUUUGAGGACCGUUACAAACCGGACAUGGAGGAGGAGGAUGCCAAGAUGCUGGUGAGAGAUGCCAUUGCCGCUGGCAUCUUCAACGACCUGGGCUCCGGCAGCAACAUCGACCUUUGCGUCAUCACCAAGGGCAAGGUGGACUACCUGCGCCCCCACGACGAGGCCAACAAGAAGGGCAUCAGAGCCGGAGACUACAGAUACAAGCACGGCACCACGGGCGUGCUGACGAAAACUGUCACCCCGCUCCAGCUGGACCUGGUGGAGGAGACGGUCCAGACUAUGGACACUUCCUAAGGAGCCAGCACACCUGUCACCUGAGUUUUUCAUUUGUAAGAUGCUCCCUACACCCCCCAAACCCCUCCCCCCAUCUAAGUGUGAAGACGUGUCAGACCCCUCCAUGGUUUACAAUAAAAGCUU